GCCUCAUCUUGCGUGAUUUUGAUUUGUGGUAUCCACUAUUUAAGAAAUUAUCGUUUGCACUAUGCUUGGUUGUCAACUUGCUUAUUGCUCGCCAUGUCUUUUAUUCCACCACCGAGAGUACCGCAGCCUCAAGGAGGGGCAUCGCUCAUGAUCGCUUUCCAAUGCAAACGAAAACACAUUCUCGUCAUGGGCAACAACUCGAUCGCUGCCAGUCGCGUAUUGGCCUCCUUAGAAGCCGACGCUACAGUAACACUGGUCGGUUCGCAACAAGCGAUGUGCUCUGAACUGUUGUAUCGUAUUCAAGAGAACCAGAUCUCUUGGGGAGGUGAACGAUUAUAUCCUGAACUGCUGGCAGACAAGGAUUUAGCUUUUGUAUGCGGAUUUUCGUCCAGUUACGAAGUUAACCAAGAAAUCGUUCGUCAAUGCCGAACUCACCGAGUUCCGGUCAAUGUCACUGACAUGAACGAUCUCUGCGACUUUUUCAUGACAUCUACCUAUCGGGAUCAGUCUUUGCAAAUUGCUGUCUCCACAAACGGACAAGCUUCCAAGUUGUCCAAUCGUAUCCGUCGACAUAUUGCCGCCAAUCUUCCUUCCCAUCUAGGCGAUGCCAUCAAUCGGGUCGGCAUUCUACGAAGAAAAGUGCGCAAGACCGAUCCCAGCUCAGCCGCAAGUAGUCGAAGAAUGAAGUGGCUCGCUCAAAUCUGCGAAUACUGGAGUAUGGAACGACUAGCGCAGUUAUCGGAUCAGGACAUGGAGGAUCUGUUGCAGGACUAUCAAAACGAUGAAGGUUAUGAGAGUAUGGAAAAACUCCCUAGUCUAUGUGUACCAUCACCAGCAUCCAUUAUCAACAAAUCAGCUUCGCAGGGUACCAUAAGCUUGGUAGGAUCCGGUCCAGGAGAUCCAGGGCUUUUGACUGUGGCUGCUCAGGAAGCCAUGGAAACCGCCGAUCUCGUAUUGGCCGACAAAAUUGUUCCCGCGGAAAUUGUGGCCCUUGUCAAAUGCGAACUGAAGAUUGCUCGCAAAUUCCCAGGCAAUGCCGAUGCCGCUCAGGAAGAGUUCAAUCAGAUUGCAUUAAAGGCGCUGCGACAGGGCAAGCAUGUCGUACGAUUAAAACAAGGAGAUCCAUUCUUGUUUGGACGUGGAGGUGAAGAAGUGCUAUUUUUCCGUUCCCACGGUUACUGUCCAAAGGUGAUUCCUGGUAUUUCUUCAUCCGUCGCGGCUCCUCUCCUCGCAGGCAUUCCCUUGACGCAUCGAUCUGUGGCUUCCCAAUUCUUGGUCACCACAGGUACAGGGGCGAGAAACUCGGCAGCUCCUUUACCGGUAUACGACGAGCACCGCACGGAUGUGUUCUUGAUGGCGAUUCACCGACUAGAAGCUCUUACACAAGACCUCCUUACCAAGCAAAAAUAUCCCUCUGACUUGCCUUGUGCGAUUGUUGAACGAGCCAGUUGUGCGGAUCAGCGUAUUUUGUGGGGACAACUGGACAACAUUGUGCAAGUACUAGAAAGUGUGGGCGGAAGUCGUCCUCCAGGAUUACUGGUCGUAGGAAAAGCCAUUCACGUUUUAAAACACGACCAUUUUCAGUCCACCGGCGUGGCCAACAAUGUUAUGAGUGGGUCAGGGGACUCCCACAGUAGCAGUAUUCUACAACUACACGACCCAGAUGCCGUAUUCUAAACCUGCUCAUUCCAUCAUCAUAGCCCGUCGAAACCUUUAACUACUUAUUUCAUGUAAUAUAUCAUUUCCUCUCAUCAGUUCUUCAGUUCACAUGUAGAAAAUAAAGCUCCAAAAACCUUGUUCAAUUUAUUGCAAAGGCAA
Radiomyces spectabilis is the source of this 1818-nucleotide messenger RNA. Its product is annotated as tetrapyrrole methylase. Gene Ontology annotation, molecular function: NAD binding; sirohydrochlorin ferrochelatase activity; precorrin-2 dehydrogenase activity. Lineage: Eukaryota; Fungi; Mucoromycota; Mucoromycetes; Mucorales; Radiomycetaceae. The transcript is spliced from 2 exons. Gene Ontology annotation, biological process: cobalamin biosynthetic process; siroheme biosynthetic process. Bases 94 to 1677 code for a protein of 527 amino acids. The record is from RefSeq and is a predicted model, not a curated record.